Messenger RNA from Melanotaenia boesemani (Boeseman's rainbowfish), 4925 nucleotides. It is a transcript of the gene larp4aa, whose product is annotated as la-related protein 4. Gene Ontology annotation, molecular function: mRNA 3'-UTR binding. Gene Ontology annotation, biological process: positive regulation of translation. The transcript is spliced from 17 exons. NCBI's taxonomy places the organism in Eukaryota, Metazoa, Chordata, Actinopteri, Atheriniformes, Melanotaeniidae. Gene Ontology annotation, cellular component: cytosol; cytoplasmic stress granule. Bases 423 to 2819 code for a protein of 798 amino acids. The record is from RefSeq and is a predicted model, not a curated record.
CAGCCGGGACGUCGGCGGACUGUGUGCCUGCGCUGAAGAUAGGUGCAUGUCCCCAGUGUCCGCUCCGGUCGCCCGGUUAGGAAUGCGUCUCACGAAGCCGGUGUGUGGUGUAAUAUUUGAUGAAACGCCUACGGGGACUGCGGUUUGAGUAGAGUCAUGGUUUGGGAUCGCUUAUACCAUUAGUCUGAUAGCGUGCGAGCUUGAUUCAUUGAGCUAGCUGUCGUUAGCCCGCUUCGUUGAUUCAUCGCACGCUAGGUUGCUAGCCGGCUAGCUAGCGAGUGAGCUAGUUGAAGUGUGCUAUUGGCCAAUCCAGGAGACAAGCCGACUGACUGCUUAACACAGCCAGUGUUUCGGAGAGAGGCGGUGGUGGCAGGUGGGGGCCGGGAGAACGCGACGGGGUGGAAGUGAGUCAGGAGCGGCUGAUGAGUUCAGACCAGAGCGGAGAGCCGCCGCUGCUGCAGGAGGAGGCUGAUCCCGGACCGAAGACCGGUGGGAAGGACGAGGCUCCGCUGGGGAGCGAGGAAGGGUCGGGCGGCAUGGUCACCUCAAAGGGUUCUGGUUUGAACCCAAAUGCCAAGGUGUGGCAGAAGAUGCCCGUGGCCCCCAGCGAGGCUGUUACCAGCAGCCCUCUUUGGCCUUCCUUGAACAUCACUGAAGGUUAUUCAGAGCCUUUGUCUGCUGGAUGCAAGCAGUACACUGUGGUCCUGGGUGACAACAACUCCACAGCUACUGCUGAGAUAGCAGUAAAUGGAAUGGACCUACAAGAAGUGGGCUUGUCCCCCGCUGAGUCCACAACGGUGACCUCAGAUUCCAAAACUGAAGAACAGCCCAUCUCCUCUGAGAAUCUACGGGAGUCUCUAAAAAAAGAGCUGGAGUUUUAUUUCUCUAGAGAAAACCUCUCCAAGGAUUUGUACCUCAUGUCCCAGAUGGACAGUGAUCAGUUUGUCCCUAUUUGGACUAUAGCCAGCAUGGAGGGCAUCAAGGUCCUCACCACUGACAUGGAUCUCAUCCUGGAUGUGUUAAGAUCCUCACCCAUGGUACAAGUGGAUGAGAAGGGGGAGAAGGUGCGUCCCAAUCACAAGCGGUGCAUUAUCAUUUUGAGAGAAGUCCCUGAAACUACACCUGUUGAGGAAGUGGAGUCGUUGUUCAAAAACGAUAACUGUCCAAAGGUGAUAAGUGUUGAGUUUGCACACAACAACAACUGGUACAUCACAUUCCAGUCAGACACGGACGCCCAACAGGCCUACAAGUAUUUGAGGGAGGAAGUAAAAACAUUUCAGGGAAAACCCAUCAUGGCCAGAAUAAAGGCCAUCAACACAUUUUUUGCUAAGAAUGGCUACCGUAGCAUGGACAGCAGCCUGUAUGCCCAGCAGUCCCAGAACCAGUCCCAGUACAGCUCUCCACUCUACAUGCAGCAUGUCUACCCUCAGCAACAGUACCCAGUCUACGGCAUCGUGCCUCCCACCUGGACUCCCUCGCCCACACCCUAUUUUGAAACUCCUCUGGCACCGUUCCCCAACAGCGGCUUUGUGAAUGGAUUUGGCUCUGCUGGACACUACAAAACAAGUUCCACUGCUCUUAAUAUCACCCGCCCAUUCAACAGAAACCGUGUCCCCCUCUAUUCAAGAAAGAAUGUAAUAAAUGCUUUCAGAAACCAUGUAAAGCCACAGGUGAGGACGAAUGAGGUGACGGCACCUAUAACACCUGUCCCACUGGAUACUCUGACUGGACUGCGCAGCCCACAGCCUCCUGCUCCUCUUGUUGCAACAGCAAACCCAGGACAGACAGCCACUGACCUGAGCUCAGCAUUCUCACAUCUCUCCUCAUCUUUGGAUCCCAGUGAUGAUAGUGGCAUGGCUGGGCGUGGCAGACGGAGCACAACAUACAGAGGAACACGGAGGAGGCGAGAAGACGAGCGGAAUGCGAGGCCUGUUCCUUUAGCCGAGGUAAAGGUUUCUCCACCCAAGUUUGACUUGGCUGCCACCAAUUUCCCACCUCUGCCUGGCUGUGUGGUGAGCACGCAAGGAGAGCCAGUGCUAGAAAACCGAAUGUCGGAUGUUGUACGUGGUUUGUACCGGGACAAGGCAGAACAAACAAAUAAAGAAGCCACUGUAAGCCCAGGUUCAGGCCAGGCCCCAGCUUCAGAGGAAGUCGUGGUUGUGUCGAGUCCUUCCCAAACAGCCACAAAAUCCACAACUCAACCACUCGGGCCCCAGGGCCCCAGCGUGGCUCGUCAGGAGAAGAGGGGUGAACGUGCAGAGCCAAUUGCUCUAAGAGUAACUCCACGCACGCCAGUUCAAACUACCGUCAACUCCUCUUCCACACAGCCUGUGCCUAGCUCCAGGCCUCAAUGCUCUGCUGCUUCCACACCAGGGACUCCCAGCACGACGACUCCUCCUACAUCCACUAUUGCCACGCCUGCACAGGAACCCCGUAAACUCAGCUAUGCCGAAGUGUGCCAACGGCCACCCAAGGACCCUCCCCCUGCAGCCCCUGCUCCAGCUUCCUCUGGCACGCCAUCAGGCCAGCCGCUACGCGAGUUGCGUGUGAACAAGGCUGAAGAGCUGGGCUCCAGCAGUAGCUCUGGAGACAAGCAAGAGAAAGGCCAUGACAGGGAGGGGGGAUGGGAGUGCAAGGAAAGCCGGCCACCACGGGAACGUGACUCUCAAGGUUACUACCGCAGCAAUGGCCCCAGGGGCGCAGGGGGCCUCAAGUUCCGGGACCAGCGGCGCCCACCCCCAGCUCGACGUAGCUCCCCUCAGGGGGGCUACAGACACACUGGCAAAGAGCAGAACAUCCCACCAGUAUCGCCAAAGUAAAACCUUAAAAUGAAUAGAAAAAAGAUGUAUGAAUAUAUACAUGGAUAUAUAUAUAAUUAUAUAAAAAUGAAUAACAUAAAAGCAACAACAUUAUGGUAGCCACCUUCCCACCCUGGAACUUGUCCAAAGAAAAGCUUUUAAAGGACUGACAUCCAGGUUUUAAGGGCAAAAUGACACUUGAAGAACAUUGAUGAGCGACUUGAAAAGGAAACAGAAAUCUUGUUUUGGCCUCUGACAUUAUGCUUACAAGAAUUUAAGUGUGAUUUAUGUGGAGGCUGUUCAUUUAUGCUCUGCUAGGGAGAGGUGGGAUGCUGGGCCACGUAAAUGGCCCUCUACCUUUUUAAUUUUAAAGAAUUGAUGUUCGUCUGCAAGAACAAUAUGCACUAAGAUGAAAAGAACAUGCAUAUAUGUCAUGUACAUAUACAAAGAUAUCACUAACUCGCAACAAUACGUCAGAUAUUUUUUUUUUUUUUGUGCUUAGGUUGCAAGUAUGACUGAAGGGUUGACUGAUGUCUGUGUAUGCAUUGAUUGUUAAGCAAAAUGAAGUGUUGCAGAGUGCUGUUGUACCGAUGUAAUGAAAUGGAUGAUUUUUACAGCAGAGAUACUGAAUCAUUGUCCUAAAUCUGGACAGUGUGGUCUUAUGUAUAUUAAUGAAAUGCAUUCUUUGGUGGUGUUUUGAUCCUGGUUCAUGAUUGGCUUAAACGCUAUAAGUCAGACAUCAGAAACUGUCGAUGUGCGCCACAGUCAUCUGUGUGGUUUUGUUUGCGCCUGAAAUGCUCUAUGGAGCGCUCACUGGCUUGUUAGCCACAGUGAACCUUCUAGCCUGGUCCAAAGUUUUUCAUGUUAAGUUUUAUCUCUGUUUAUCUGAACUGUUUUGAGUCUACCCACUGCAAUGCAUUCAGAACUUUGUCAAUGUUGAUAAUCAGUCAGGUUCUCUGUUUACAUGUUUGUUUGGGUGAUAGGUUGAUGUUUUCAUGGAAAAAAAAAUGUAUAGGUUGAAGCUAAGAAUUGACUGUUCAGUGUGCCUGGUGCUUCAGGUGAGGUUUGGUUUUUCUAUAUCAUCACAGGAUAUCCAGGUUAUGCUUAUAUCUGUGAACUGUUCAUAAAAGUGGCAUCAUGUCAGAAAAUCGACUGAGGAGUGCCGUUAGUUAAGGGUGAUAGCUACAGACUAUCUGGCAGCCAAGUCGUGGGUAAAAAGAAAAUGGAAUAUUUUCUUGUACUAUGUGCCAGCUGCCUACGAUCAUAGAGAGCUAGAAUAAGAUUUUUAUUGAUGAGGUCUGCUAAAUAAUUUAGUCUUGGGGAAACUUUUGGCUCAGUGGAACUGGAUUUUUGAAAAGCUGUAGAGAUGUAGUUGCCUAUGCUAUAUUGUAAUAACCCUUCACUAGAAAUGUGUGCGGGAGAAUGUAAUUGUUCUAGUUCAAAAUUUACAGAGGGAGGCUUUUGACAGCAGGUAUCAGUUUGUUUUUUUGUUUUUUUUUCCUUUAGGGUGAGUUUGCUGGCUUUUUUUUCCUUUUAUAAAAUGUUUGAAACAGGUUGACUUAGAAUUUAAAGUUUGACUCACUGUAUGUAUUGCUUUUUAAAUUUAUUUAUUUUAAUUCUAAUGCGCAACGCUUUUCUCCCAAUCUUGGUAGGCUGGUUUCCCCAAAGUUGUGUGAAAUCGCAUUGGCAGAAUAAAACCAGGCAUAUGUCAUUUAUAUACCAUACUGAUUGAGAUGUCAGCUGAGAAAAAAAUAAUUGAAGCAUUGACUUUGGGUUUAUUAAUGCAGUAAACAAGUACCCAAUCACUCUGGCUGUUCUUUUUUUUCUCCUUUGUUCAGCAAUGAGUAUGAGCAGCUAGUGAUUUAGUUUAAUUAAAUAAAUGCACUAACUUGUUUUUAAAGAGAAUCGUACUCAAGUAAUGUGAAAUUAUUUUAGAAUGCUUAUGGUUGAUGUUGACAGGCUUGCAAAUACCUACAGAAAUUGCUUUGCCCUUGCAAUAUGUUUUUUUUUUUUUUUAAAUUUGGGUUGGGGUGGCAAAAGGAAAUGUAGUAAUGGAUCAACAAAGUGUUUGAGACACAAUCUUAGAACUGUAUGAAAUGUCACCAAAAAUAAAUUAUUUUGAUUUGG